UACAAGAAGAAUGCAGACUGAAUCCGACUUUUACAGACAAAGCACCUUAGAACCCUCAGCAUUAUUAUUUAUGGACAAUGUAUUUAUAUUUACCUUAAAAUAAAAUAUCUUCCUCACCUGUAGAUUUGCAUAAAAUCGGCCAAGAAAAUCUGACAUCUCUAUGAACGACUUUUACUAUUUUUUUUUUUUACUAUUAUAUUUAUAAAUUUUUUUUUCUAGAUCUGUGUGUUUGUAAAUAUAUAAUUGGCACAUGCUUACCUAGAUGCACCAAGCUCCCUGUUGACCUUCCUGUCAAACUGCAUAGGAGCAACUUUGAUGGGUGCAAGAUAAGCCAAGCCAUUGUAGGAUGUUAAAAGGUGAUUCAGAAUUAUGGAUACAUCAAAUGUAAUGUGAAGUAUUCAGAGCUACUCGGCGGAACCUUCAUUUUCAUUGAGUAGAGCAAGCAGUGUCUUCAUUCUUGCACAGUACUGCCACCAGAUUCUUAAUUCUCGCACAGUAUCGCAACCUAAAAACUCUUAGCGGCUUUGCUCACGCAUUGCAGUAGCCUGAUUCUUCAUAUCUGCACAGUCCAGCAACGUAAGACCUCAUAACUACCCAGUGCAACAGCCUUAACCUUCAUUCCUCAGCACCCUGAGUCUUAAUUCUCACACAGUAUUUAUGCUUGAGCCUUCUUUUUCACACAUUACAACGACUCAAGCCUUUGUUUUCACAAAGUGCAACCAUGAAUCAUUCUCACACAAUGCAGCAACUUGACUGUUCAUUCUUGCACAGUACACCAACUUGAGUAAUUAUUCUUGCACAGUUACAGCAACCUGAGUAUUGAUUUUUACACAAUACAGACGUCUUAGUAUUCAUUACUGCACAGAGCAUCAAUCUGGGUACUCCGUUCUUUCACAGCGCAUCAACUAUUCAUUCUCUCAGAGCACAGCACCCUGAAUCAUCCUUUCAAUACAGAGCAACAACCUUAGUUUUCAUUCUCACUGGUUUCUGCAGCCUGGCUUGAUUAGCCUGACGAUGGUCACACUUCGCUGGAGUUGUUUUCGUCGCUCCCUCUGUCCAUCAUCCAUUUUUGCAGCCAUGAGCUCACAGGCUGCCCAGCUAUCCUACCACUACAAAUCUUUCUGUGGGGACUACGAGCAGGUGGAGACUGCUCUAGAACGGCUGGAGGCCAGUGGCUACUAUUGGAGCACCCUCUCUGGCACAGAUGCCAAAAAGCUUUUAUCUGACCAGCCUGUGGGAUCUUUCCUAAUCCGUGACUCCUCGGAUCAUCACCACCUUUUCACUCUCAGUCUUCGUACAUCUGCAGGAAUUACCAACCUACGUAUUAAGCUUGAUGGACCUUCUUUCUACCUGGAGACGGUGGCAGGAGCAGAGAGCCCACCUACAUUUCCUUGUGUGGUUAAGUUGGUUGAACAUUACAUGCGUCUUACAGCAGCAGGAGAAUCAGACGCCAACUUGUGCUACAUAGAGGGCAAGGAUCACCCGGCUCCUCUCAUGCUGACACAGCCAUUAAAUUGCAAAGUUGUGUCUCUACAGUACUUAUGCAAAAGGACAGUUGUAGCAAAUAUGCCUUCAGAAGCAUCUGGCUCCAGUGAAAAUAUGGAGGAACUUCCUGUUUCCAAAGUGCUUAGGAAUGCCUUCAGAAAUUGAAUAACAUCCUAAAUUUGGAAAAGACAUAAUAGUUCUUAAGACUUUUUUUUUCUUUUAGCAUUAAUUGAAUGAUGAUGUCAUUCUUAAAAAGAAAGCAGAAACAUAACACAAUGACAAGACAAGUUUGAGAUACACUGUUUUUCUUUGUGAACCUCAGAAACAUGAAACUGAAAACUCUUAACAAUGCACAUGGCUUUCAUAGGGGGGAUAAAAAGAUAAAAAAUCAGUACUUUAGUUUCUAAGCAUUAUACAUGAUGAUUGACUGGAUUUUACUGAGGCUGGCCAACUGUUCUUGGAGCGCGGUGGCUAGUGAAUGUUACUGGUCCUGAUUAAAAAAUAGAUAACUUAUUAACCAAAUGUCUUCUCCAUAACCAGUCCAUUGCACCUGAGCCUGUAUAUUACAGGUGCUUCAGUGAA
This is a messenger RNA of Pelobates fuscus (common spadefoot toad), 2067 nucleotides long. RefSeq names its product suppressor of cytokine signaling 3-like. NCBI's taxonomy places the organism in Eukaryota, Metazoa, Chordata, Amphibia, Anura, Pelobatidae. Bases 1015 to 1650 code for a protein of 211 amino acids. The record is from RefSeq and is a predicted model, not a curated record. The transcript has 2 exons. Gene Ontology annotation, biological process: phosphatidylinositol phosphate biosynthetic process. Gene Ontology annotation, cellular component: phosphatidylinositol 3-kinase complex. Gene Ontology annotation, molecular function: 1-phosphatidylinositol-3-kinase regulator activity.